Molecule: messenger RNA, 1062 nt
Organism: Plasmodium malariae
Lineage: Eukaryota; Apicomplexa; Aconoidasida; Haemosporida; Plasmodiidae
Gene: WDR92
Product: WD repeat-containing protein 92, putative
Exons: 7
Coding region: 1-1062 (353 amino acids)
Molecular function (GO): ubiquitin binding
Source: RefSeq, a predicted model, not a curated record
AUGCACAUACAAAAUAAACCACAAAUAAUUGAACAUAUAAAUUAUUCAUUGGAUAAUACUAUAUACGAUGUGAAAUGGGUUGAUGGAAAAUCAAACAUCAUUGCUGUUGGAGAAUUAUUAGAUAAAAAGGGAUACAUAAAUAUUUAUAAUUUAAAUAAGGGGAAUUUUACGUGUAUUUCUAAUAAUCGAACAGAUAAAGGAAUAAAAACUAUUUGUCCUUUUUAUUCUCAUUCGGGAAGCUACACUAUUGCUUGCUCAUUUGACGGUAGCAUAUUGUUAUAUGAUAUCAACAAUUUGUCUGAGCCAUAUUAUAGCAUAAAAAAACAUAGCAAGUUAAUAAAUAAAAUAGACUGCAAAAGUUACAAAAAUAAUAAUAUUAUCGUAAGUGCAAGCAGGGAUGGAUCGGUUAAAAUUUUUGACAUAAGGACAAACCAUGAAAGCCCCCAAAAAACUCAGACUAUAUGCCUGACUGCUGGAAAUAACUACAUUGAAGAAAAUUCGUAUUGUGAGACUGGACAGGAAAACUUGAAUAUAUGCGCAGGAUAUGACAAUGGGGAUAUUAAAUUUUUUGACAUAAAAAUGAUGUUAAUUGAGCACGAGGCUAAUGUUAACAAUGGAGUUUGUUCUAUAAAUUACGACAGAAAAGACACCAAACGAAAUAAAUUAAUUUGCUCAACGCUAGAAGGGAAUAUUUACAUUUUCAACUUAGAUGUCUACAGCGAAGAUUCCGGGUUUGCAUAUAGCAAGGACCAAAUAAUAUCAGGAACUUGCUGGGGUACUCCAUUUUUGCCGCAGAACCGGGACAUUUUUGCAACAUUAGGGGGAGACGGAAAUCUAAUUCUGUAUAAAUAUAUAAACCCGGAAAAAAAUUAUGUAUUUGAUGAAUUGAAAGGAUGCAAAAGGGGAAUAAUUGGAGAAUUAGAAAAGUUAAAUUACCAGAACGUUUCUACUCAACCAAUAAUUUCAUUUGAUUGGAAUAAAGACAAGUUAGGUCUUUGUGUUUUUGCUUCCUUAGAUCAAACAAUUAGGAUUUACAUAAUAACGAAGCUAAAUUUGUACUAA